Petromyzon marinus (sea lamprey) is the source of this 1052-nucleotide messenger RNA. The record is from RefSeq and is a predicted model, not a curated record. NCBI's taxonomy places the organism in Eukaryota, Metazoa, Chordata, Hyperoartia, Petromyzontiformes, Petromyzontidae.
GCAGUGCAACAAUAUCAAUUGUACUUAUCUCUGCACUCAUCUAUGCAACGCCACCUUGACUAGCGUGGUGAAGUAUGGUCAAUAACCUCACGGCCCACAGUGUGGAGAGACCCUCAUCCAGCAGUGGAUUGACACGUGACUUUAAAUACAGUAGUACCUUAAAUAUUCGUAAUAACCAUUGUCUAAAACUAUAAACUCGACAAGCCAAGCAGGACCAUGUGUCUCUUGUAAAACAUAAAAAAUGUAAAGGCUUAGUAGCAAGGACUGUGCAUUUUCCUGUUACUGUUAACAUUUAACAUUUGUGGUUUUGCAGAGAGAAAAUGAAGUUUAAAGAGAGGGAAGAAGCCUGGUACAAGAUUGAAAUUCUCGCCAAAUCGAAUCCUCAGGACCUGAACGGUGCGGUUGUGUCCAUGGAGACUGGUACCCCGUCCUCAGAAGACAUCAUGCUGCUCAAGAAAAGCAUGGAGACCGAGGCGGUGCAGGUGCAGAACUCGAAAGGCGAAGGGAAGAAGGUGCUUCUGCAGAGGAAGUCUGAGCAUCCCCAGGACAUGUCAACCAUGCGGGCAUUGGAGGUGCACAGGCGUGCCGAGGAAUACCUGUCCACCUCACCCGAGGCCAUGUGAUCUGCUCCCUUUCUCCCACUCCCAGCGCCUCUGGUUGCCAGCACUCCUCUUCCUCGCAGCCCUGAGGGGCCAAAUUCUGACCAGCGAUCGUUGGGGUUUCGUCUCCACGCUCAAUGAAGAACUCACCGAAAGUGUAAUUUUAUUUCCCCCCCUCCCCACCACCUACCGCCCCACCCACACUCGCCUGCCCGCGGCCGGCUGCCCUGGAGAAAGGUGGUCACCCAGCGGUCCUAAGGGAGGUAACAGCACUUAGGUGUUCCAAAUGGGGGACUUUUGCGGUGACAUCUUUCUCCACACUGGAAGGCGUCAUCUUGUUUAUACCGAAACAGAUUGCACUCUAAUUUUGAAAACUGAAGCUCUUUUGGACGUGUGCCGAGGGGACCCAGGCGGUGCUAGAGGGAACGACAAAGAAAGGCCUACAAGAAGGAC